GUCAGAUCAGGAAGUAGGAUGCCGUGAUAGUAGAGAAGGAAGCGGGCACACAAUGGCACUAUGUCCGCCUUCAGGCCUGGUAACAUGAGAGGCCCCAGGGAAAUGACCCCUCUGCUGCUGCUGCUGCUGCUGACCAGCCUGGCUGGGACAGUGUUGUGUGAUGAAGUGGAAGAGGAUGUGGCUGAGGAGGCUCCGCCAGAGGAAGCUGGAUCAGAGGAUGCUCCACCAGAGGAGCCCCCACCAGAGGAGGCUCCACCAGAGGAGGCCCCGUCAGAAGAGGCCCCUCCAGAGGAAGCUGGAACAGAGGACCUGGAAACAACAACCCCUCAUGAUACAGGGACCACAGAGCCUCCACCUGUUUCCGAUGACACUUCAUCAUCAUUGGAAGAGAGCCCUUCAACUACAGUUGAAGAGUACAUAGAGGGAGGACAUGGCUCUGGAGAUGAUAAAAUAGAGUUCAACAAGAACUACGAAGUUGGGGCUGCUCCAGGGGACAUGGACUCUGUUAGUGACCCAACCUCUUUACCAGGAGCCGGUGAGAUAGAUCCCACCAUGAUCCUGAUCCCUGUGGGGUUGGUGGUCGUGAUAAUCGCCAUGAUCGUGUGCGGUAUCAUGGUGAACCGCAGAUGGAACCAAAAAAUGAGAGCUACCGAUCAAAGAAAGGAUUCAUAUUUGGAUGGAUGCAGCACAGACAAAGUACCAAUGCCCAUGUUUGAGGAGGACGUGCCCUCAGUGUUGGAGCUAGAGAUGGAGGAACUGGACCAGUGGAUGAGCAAAGACGGUGAGGCUGCCAAGGACUCAGAACAUGCAUAAUUAUAUUUAUGGUAACAAAGGAAAAACUCCCCCUGCAUGCAAGGACAAAUGGUCACCAAGCAGCACUGUAACGCAUGGUGGCCAACUCUGACUAUUUUCCAGCAUUUUCACAGCAUUAAGGCAACAUUAUUGACUACAGGCACUACUUUGUUUGGCAGCAAACAACAUCACAACAAGAGACACUCAAAAGGAAAUACAGACUCCUAUCCUUUGCAAACCACAGCAGGAACAGUAAUUGUCACAGAUAAACUUUUUUCAAUGCAACUCCAUAAAACUCUCGCCGGUUAAUUCCUCCCUGAAGACUUUUAUGUAAAGCAGUAUGUGACAACCGGACUUAAACUGGUUCACUGCUGGUUCUGUUGUUUAACUUUAACGAUAAUGAAUGGCUAUUGCAUUGCCAUCUACUCAGUAUUGUGCUUUUCAUUUAUUGUUUUGUUCAUGCUUUGGCUGUUUUUAUUGCCUUUUGUUUUCAAUGUUUCAAAUGGUAAUUAGCUACGCUGAGUGAAUGCAUUUUCUAUGUCUCUGGGAAUCUGUGUGAGAAAAAAGGAUGUGCAUACUGUAACUCUAAGACAAAGAAAAA
Molecule: messenger RNA, 1393 nt
Organism: Myripristis murdjan (pinecone soldierfish)
Lineage: Eukaryota; Metazoa; Chordata; Actinopteri; Holocentriformes; Holocentridae
Gene: tmem154
Product: transmembrane protein 154
Exons: 9
Coding region: 61-813 (250 amino acids)
Source: RefSeq, a predicted model, not a curated record